This is a messenger RNA of Cladophialophora psammophila CBS 110553, 1437 nucleotides long. RefSeq lists its product as uncharacterized. NCBI's taxonomy places the organism in Eukaryota, Fungi, Ascomycota, Eurotiomycetes, Chaetothyriales, Herpotrichiellaceae. Bases 1 to 1437 code for a protein of 478 amino acids. The transcript has a single exon. The record is from RefSeq and is a predicted model, not a curated record.
AUGCGUGGGGGUUCCCAGUGGCCAAUCACAAGAAGGCUUCAUGAAGCCCUUGAGUGGGUGCGGGACCAGGAAACCGAAAAGACCCUCUGGAUCGACGCGAUAUGUAUCAACCAGUACGAUCUCAAAGAACGAGCCCAACAAGUGCAGCUAAUGCAACAUAUUUUUCGUCGAGCCGCCAACGUUCUAGUCUGGCUUGGCCGUUUAAUGUCGGAUGCGAUGGAGAACUUCAUUUUGGCAAUCAACAAGAAGGCUUUGUCGAAUCGGGAUUUUCGCUCUUCUUGGAGUGAGGCCGAAGUCAGAGAACACCAGGAUGGGAUUGUUGAAUUCACAGGACUGGAAUAUUGGCACCGAACGUGGAUCAUACAGGAGCUCGCUUUAGCCCGCAGCGUGCAUUUUAUCUUCGGGUCUCAGCGCUUCACAAUGAAGGACCUGGAAAAGGGACUAUUUGUUGCACUCAUGCCCACCGCGCUGGGACAACUUCUCAGGGACAUUAGGCAUAUAGCAAAUGCUUCCGAUCUAUUGUCUUUGGCAACCACCGAAAGUCGGGACGGGAAUGCCGGGCGACUAACCCAAUUGUUGUAUAUGAGCCGAUGUUCGCGGUGCUCGGACCCUAGGGACCGCAUUUAUGGAUUGUUGGGAAUUAUGACGAACAUGUUCGACGCAGAUUUCCUGGAAGCUGAUUAUGAACAGAGCACAAUGGAUGUAUACACCAAUUUUGCAGGCAGAUUGAUAAGCAAGAGUGGUUCCCUGGCGAUUCUGAAUCAGACAGAACAUGUCUUCAAUUCGGUUGUGGGACUGCCGACAUGGGUUCCAGAUUGGUCCUCACGAUUUAAUCAUUCUUAUGCUGCGUUCCGAAAACCUUAUCACGAGAAGUUCAACGCAUCUGGAACACAUCUGAAAGACACAUAUUGGCCUGCGCCCGGAUAUACUCUAUCUCCUAAAUUGAAGCUCUGUGGCUUCCUCUUUGGCAGGGUAAGGGCGACUGGCUUAUGCAACGAUCGCAGGUACGAUGAGGUUUUCUUGGACUGGAGAAAACUAUACCCGGGGUCUGCAAAGUCAUUCUCCCGCACAAUGGUCCUUGAUCACUUCACCAGGCCGGCAGACCUAAGGGAUAUCUAUGUGAUUUUACAAGGGUUCUCAGCAGUACCGAUCGGCCAGUACCAUCCAUUCAUCCUCGAAGCCACACUGUUCAGACGUUUCUUCGUCAGCGAGAAAGGACUCCCGGGCCUCGGGCCAAUCGAUACUCGAGAAGGAGAUUCCCUCGCAAUACUCGCUGGUGGCAAGGUACCAUACAUCCUGCGAAAGAGCCCAAAUGCCACCGCUUCCUCCCCUAAUCUAUUCACCUUUGUCGGUGAGGGCUACGUUGACGGUGUUAUGUACGGGGAGCUAUUAGAAGGGCCUGAAGCGCAUGUUUUUGAAGACAUCUGGCUUGAAUGA